AUGUUACUUUUAAAAGCUCUUGAACCGAACAUCGAAGUGACUGCGCAACGAUUAUCGGAUCAGGUGCGAGUCAUCCAGCGGCGAAAGCGGUUGGAUGACUCUACACUUGAUCGGCUCCGCCUGGAGGCUCUUUCUGCUCGCUCAACCUCCACCUCGGCGCGGGACCCGCCCGCUACGUCGCCGGAUCCGGUGCCGGCACCAGACCAGGCACCGAGGGCGCCGCGGGUGGAUCUCAGUGCCGACGAGGAGGAGGAGUUCGCGCAGAGUGACCAAACAUUCGACGACUUAGUCAAGCUAGUAAGGGAGCAUUUGGAACCCGAGAGAUCGGAAAUAGCGGAACGACACAUCUUCCGUCAAAGAAAGCAGCUACUCGGUGAAAGUAUACGCGAAUACCUACAGAAUUUAAAACAUCUGGCCAAAACGUGUAACUUCGGGACGGGUCUCGAGGUCAACCUUCGCGAUCAAUUCGUGUCGGGGCUGCUGAGCGAAGAGAUGAGGUCGAGGCUAUUUGCCGUGCGGGCCAUCGACUACAAGCGCGCCGUAGAGCUUGCCCUGGCUCUAGAGGCGGCAGAGAAGCACGCGGCGGUGGGCGCUCCGGCGGGCGCGUCAGCGUCGGCGUCGGCGUCGGCGCCGCCGGACGACGGUCUGCAUCGCGUGGGAGCGGCGCGGCGCCGGGGCGCGGGCCCGGCGGCGGCGGCGACGGCCGCGCCGCGGGCGCCGUGUGCGCGCUGCGGCAAGACCGGUCACGCGGAGGGCAGAUGUCGGUACAAACAAUUUUCAUGCGACGCGUGCGGUGAAAAAGGCCAUUUGAAAGUGAUGUGCAGAAAGGAGGUAUUUAAAAAGUCAACAAAAGGUGAGGACACGAUGGCAGAAUCUCUUAAGCAAGAGUUUCCAGAAGUUUUCGCUGGGGGGUUAGGCACGUUCAAGUCGCGACUGCAGCUCCGUCUCAAGGACGACACGCCAGUUUUUGUUAAGGCGCGGGCGUUACCGUUGGCGCUUCGCGAGCGCGUGGAACGGGAGCUCGAUCGCUUACAGCGGGAGGGGGUUAUUUAUAAAGUCGACAGAUCAGAAUAUGGGACCCCUAUAGUGCCUGUAGUAAAAGCAAAUGGCACCAUACGUAUCUGUGGCGACUAUAAAAUAACAAUAAAUCCGCGGUUAAAAGAUUUUCAUUACCCGCUACCGCGGAUCGAGGACCUGUUUGCUCUUUUGGGCGGAGGCGAACAGUAUACCAAACUGGACCUGUCUAACGCCUUUCAGCAAUGUGUUCUGGAGGAGGAGUCACAGCCGAUGACGGCCAUAACCACUCACGUCGGUACAUUUGUAUACAAACGCGUCCCGUUCGGAAUAAAGUGUAUUCCCGAAAACUUUCAAAAGAUCAUGGAGGAGACGUUGAGUGGUUUGCCGUCGACGGCCGUGUUCGCCGACGAUAUUUGUGUAACGGGGAAAGACAAGGCAACGCAUAUGUCUAACUUAAGAGCCGUUUUACAGAGAUUAAAAGAGAACGGCUUACGAAUUAAUUUUGCUAAGUGUCAAUUUUUUAAAGACAGUGUAAACUACCUGGGCUAUAGAAUUGAUAAGUAUGGUUUGCAUACGGAUGAACGAAAAAUUGCUGCUAUUGUUAAUGCCCCGGCCCCCUCAAAUGUAACACAACUUAAAAGUUUUAUGGGGCUUGUUAAUUUUUAUGCAAAAUUCUGUGCUAAUAUGAGCGAUAUUUUAAAACCAAUGUACAGUCUUUUAAAGAAAAAUGUAAAAUGGAAUUGGGACGAAUCAUGUGAUGACGCCUUUAAAAAAAUUAAAAAAGUGUUAAGCAGUGCUCCAGUGUUAGCACACUAUAAUCCAUCACUGCCGCUAAUUCUUUCGGUGGACAGCAGCCCUUACGGCCUGGGCGCGGCCUUGACUCAACGGGGCGCGGACGGCGUGGAGCGACCUCUGUGCUGCGCUUCGCGCACGCUGAACGCCGCCGAGUGCAACUACUCGCAAAUCGACAAGGAGGCGCUGGCGAUCGUGUUUGGUGUCACUAAACACCACCAGUAUGUGUACGGGCGGAAAUUCACGUUGCGGACGGACCACAGGGCACUCAGCUACAUAUUUGGUAAAAACAAAGGGCUACCGGUGACUGCGGCAAGCCGUUUGCAGCGUUACGCGGUAAAGUUAGCCGCGUAUGAUUUUAAUAUUGAAUUUAUCCGAUCAGAGCGGAACUGUUAUGCGGACGCUCUUUCUCGUCUUCCUUUAGUUAGUCAGAAUAGGCCGAGUAUAAAAGACGAGGGAUGUAGCUAUUUAAAUUUCGUAGAAGGGGAUUUUCCACUUAGUUUUAAGGAGGUUAAAAGUGAGUUGGCGAAAGACCCCGUUCUGAGCAAAAUUUACGGGUACGUUAUGUUCGGAUGGCCAAAUAAUAGCAGUGAGUCAGAAAAGCCUUAUUUUAAUCGAAAAGAAUCUCUUAAUAUAGACCAGGGUUGUUUAAUAUGGGGAUAUCGAGUGGUUAUUCCAAAAUCUUUACGAGUUGCGGUUUUGAACGAAUUACACGGUGGCCACCCCGGUAUUGUAAAGAUGAAACAGAUCGCGCGGAAUUACGUUUGGUGGGACACACUGGACGCGGACAUCGAGCGGGUGGCGGAGCAGUGCGCCGCAUGCCGCGCGCAGCGCCCUGCGCCGGCGCCCGUGCCGCUGCACUCGUGGCCGUGGCCAGAGGAACCCUGGGCGAGAUUAAACUUAGAUUUUCUGGGGCCUUUUAAUAAUGUUUAUUAUUUAGUUAUAAUCGACGCUCACUCUAAAUGGAUAGAGGUCGAAAAAAUUAAAACGGGAUCUGCUUCUAUGGUAAUUGAUUGUUUACGAACACUAUUUGCACGCUUUGGCCUGCCGAAACAAUUAGUCACCGACAACGGGCCACCGUUUUCAUCGGCCGAAUUCGGCUCUUAUCUUAGACGAAACGGAAUUCGACACACCUUAGUAGCUCCUUAUCAUCCGGCCAGCAAUGGCGCGGCCGAAAAUGCGGUACGUACCAUUAAGCGAGUGUUAAAAAAAGCUGUUAUCGAGAACGAGAAGGAUGUCGUGGCUCUCAGUAGGUUUCUGUUCAUGUACAGAAAUACGGAACACAGUACUACUAAGAAAGAACCGGCGGUGGCGCUUCUAGGGCGGCGGCUACGCGGUCGCCUCGACCUGCUGCGGCCCGACACUGCGGACGUGGUGCGCACCGCGCAGCGGGCCAGCGAGCGGCGCAGCGAGCGCCACGCGCCGCGCCAGGCAGAGCAGGGGGCCGAGGUUCUGGUGCGAGACUACGCGCGCGGAGCGCACAAGUGGGCCGAGGGCCUGGUGCUCGCGCGAGAAGGACCCGUAUCUUAUGUAGUGCGAACGAGUGACGGCCGCACACAUAAACGACACGUAGAUCAACUACAUUUCAGAAAGUCGAGAUUUACGCUCAGUGACAUUGACGCUAAAGCACCUAAUAUAUCACCCGUCUCCGAUCAGCCAGCGGACAAGGUCCAAGUAGACAUUCCGGAUGCCACGGGGUUGCCCGCUGACGAUACGGAUAAAAACGACGGGGAAGGCGGAGGCGAGGAUGAGUAUGGCACGCCCCCGGGGACUCCGACAAAACGUGACGAACGUUCGCGCCGGAAAGCUGCUGUCCGUUGUUUAGAAAGAUUUAAACAAAUGUAG
This is a messenger RNA of Cydia pomonella (codling moth), 3654 nucleotides long. RefSeq lists its product as uncharacterized. Bases 1 to 3654 code for a protein of 1217 amino acids. The record is from RefSeq and is a predicted model, not a curated record. Gene Ontology annotation, molecular function: zinc ion binding; nucleic acid binding. Gene Ontology annotation, biological process: DNA integration. The transcript is spliced from 4 exons. NCBI's taxonomy places the organism in Eukaryota, Metazoa, Arthropoda, Insecta, Lepidoptera, Tortricidae.